GAGCCCCGGCGCGGAGCAGGCGGGUAGGGCGAAGGGUCCCCUUUCGGGCCCAUGGGGCGCCGAGCGCAGCCUGGCCCCUCGGGCUCCUCUGCGGGGAGGGCGGGCCGCAGGCUGGAGCGGGGUGCGGAGGCUGGCGGGGAGCGGCCCCCGGAGGCUUUCCUGGUAGAAGUUGAUGCGAGGAAGGGCGGCGGGGACCAGGGGACGGUAUUCAGAAUUCGAGCGCAGGAGCUCCGCUUCUCCACCUGCUCCCGGGGAGCUAUUGGGCCUCCUCUUCCAGCAGCCUCUAUCUUUAUUCUACAGGAUCCAGAGAAUCACCCGCUGAUGGUUUUUGCCCAGGCCUGAAACAGAACCAGAGAGCUACGGGAAAGGAAGUGCUUGGCUUGCCAGAGGAAUUUUCCAAGUGCUCAAACGCCAGGCUUACAGCGCCUGUGAUCCGUCCAGGAGGACAAAGUGGGAUUUGAAGAUCCACUCCACCUCUGCUCAUGGCGGGCCAGGGCCUGCCCCUGCACGUGGCCACACUGCUGACUGGGCUGCUGGAAUGCCUGGGCUUUGCUGGCGUCCUCUUUGGCUGGCCUUCACUAGUGUUUGUCUUCAAGAAUGAAGAUUACUUUAAGGAUCUGUGUGGACCAGAUGCUGGGCCGAUUGGCAAUGCCACAGGGCAGGCUGGAAGGCUGGGAUGCAUGGGAGACCUUUUUUCUACUCCAGACUGCAAAGCCCAGGAUGAGAGGUUCUCACUCAUCUUCACCCUGGGGUCCUUCAUGAACAACUUCAUGACAUUCCCCACUGGCUACAUCUUUGACCGGUUCAAGACCACCGUGGCACGCCUCAUAGCCAUAUUUUUCUACACCACCGCCACACUUAUCAUAGCCUUCACCUCUGCAGGCUCAGCCGUGCUGCUCUUCCUGGCCAUGCCAAUGCUCACCAUUGGGGGAAUCCUGUUUCUCAUCACCAACCUGCAGAUUGGGAACCUAUUUGGCCAACACCGUUCGACCAUCAUCACUCUGUACAAUGGAGCAUUUGACUCUUCCUCGGCAGUCUUCCUUAUUAUUAAGCUUCUUUAUGAAAAAGGCAUCAGCCUCAGGGCCUCCUUCAUCUUCAUCUCUGUCUGCAGUACCUGGCAUGUAGCACGCACUUUCCUCCUGAUGCCCUGGGGACACAUCCCAUACCCACUGCCCCCCAACUACAGCUAUGGCCUGUGCUCUGGGAAUGGCACCACAAAGGAAGAGAAGGAAACAGCUGAGCAUGAAAACAGGGAGCUACAGUCAAAGGAGUUCCUUUCAGCGAAGGAAGAGACCCCAGGGGCAGGGCAGAAGCAGGAACUCCGCUCCUUCUGGAGCUACGCUUUCUCUCGGCGCUUUGCCUGGCACCUGGUGUGGCUGUCUGUGAUACAGUUGUGGCACUACCUCUUCAUUGGCACUCUCAACUCCUUGCUGACCAACAUGGCCGGUGGGGACAUGGCACGAGUCAGCACCUACACAAAUGCCUUUGCCUUCACUCAGUUCGGAGUGCUGUGUGCCCCCUGGAAUGGCCUGCUCAUGGACCGGCUUAAACAGAAGUACCAGAAGGAAGCAAGAAAGACAGGUUCCUCCACUUUGGCGGUGGCCCUCUGCUCGACGGUGCCUUCGCUGGCCCUGACAUCCCUGCUGUGCCUGGGCUUCGCCCUCUGUGCCUCAGUCCCCGUCCUCCCUCUCCAGUACCUCACCUUCAUCCUGCAAGUGAUCAGCCGCUCCUUCCUCUAUGGGAGCAACGCGGCCUUCCUCACCCUUGCUUUCCCUUCAGAGCACUUUGGCAAGCUCUUUGGGCUGGUGAUGGCCUUGUCGGCUGUGGUGUCUCUGCUCCAGUUCCCCAUCUUCACCCUCAUCAAAGGCUCCCUUCAGAAUGACCCAUUUUACGUGAAUGUGAUGUUCAUGCUUGCCAUUCUUCUGACAUUCUUCCAUCCCUUUCUGGUAUAUCGGGAAUGCCGUACUUGGAAAGAAAGUCCCUCUGCAAUUGCAUAGUUCAGAAGCCCUCACCUUUCAGCCCUGAGGAUGGUUUUGUUCAUCUUCCACCACCUUUGAGGACCUCGUGUCCCAAAAGACUUUGCCUAUCCCAGCAAAACACACACACACACACACACACACACAGACACAAAAUAAAGACACACAAGGACGUCUGAGCAGCAAGAAAAGAAUCUCAGUUGCCAAGCAGAUUGAUAUCACACAGACUCAAAGCAAAGGCAUAUGGAACUUCUUUAUUUCAAAACAGGAGUGUCUCCUUGCACUUAGCCUUGGCAGACCCUUGACUCCAGGGGAGAUGACCUGGGGGAGGAAGUGUGUCAACUAUUUCUUUAGGCCUGUUUGGCUCUGAAGCCUAUAUGUGCCUGGAUCCUCUGCCACGGGUUAAAUUUUCAGGUGAAGAGUGAGGUUGUCAUGGCCUCAGCUAUGCUUCCUGGCUCUCCCUCAAGAGUGCAGCCUUGGCUAGAGAACUCACAGCUCUGGGAAAAAGAGGAGCAGACAGGGUUCUCUGGGCCCAGUCUCAGCCCAGCCACUGAUGCUGGAUGACCUUGGCCUGACCCUGAUCUGGUCUCAGAAUCACUUUUCCCAUCUGUAAAAUUGAGAUGAAUUUUGGUGUUGAAAGUUCUUCCUGGAGCAGAUGUCCUAGAAGGUUUUAGGAAUAGUGACAGAGUCAGGCCACCCCAAGGGCCAUGGGAGCCAGCUGACCUGCUUGACCGAAGGAUUUCUGACAGACCAUCUUUGGGGAUGUUUUCAAGAAGGGAUAUAAGUUAUUUACUUUGGGCAUUUAAAAGAAAAUUUCUCUCGGGAAUAAUUUUAUAGAAAAAUAAAGCUUCUGUGUCUAAGGCAA
This is a messenger RNA of Pan troglodytes (chimpanzee), 2841 nucleotides long. It is a transcript of the gene SLC43A3, whose product is annotated as solute carrier family 43 member 3. Bases 483 to 1997 code for a protein of 504 amino acids. NCBI's taxonomy places the organism in Eukaryota, Metazoa, Chordata, Mammalia, Primates, Hominidae. The transcript is spliced from 14 exons. The record is from RefSeq and is a predicted model, not a curated record.